Molecule: messenger RNA, 2645 nt
Organism: Planococcus citri (citrus mealybug)
Lineage: Eukaryota; Metazoa; Arthropoda; Insecta; Hemiptera; Pseudococcidae
Exons: 2
Coding region: 372-2240 (622 amino acids)
Source: RefSeq, a predicted model, not a curated record
CGAAAGUAUCCAUAACCUGUUGGUGUUAUCGUUUUUGUACGUUGAUAAGAAAUUCGAAUAUGGCAAAUAAAUUCCAUUUCUUUUGCUCUCCGUUAUAAAUCUGUUAUUUUUAAAUUUAGGGAGAAUUUUGGUGCAUCGAAUGCAUCGAACUGAAAUUAAGAAAGUUGUGUUGUGUUGUUUCGAUCAGUUUUCGUUUGAUUUGUGCCUUAUGGAAGAGUUCGUUUUGUAACAUAAUUGACUGUCUUGUUGUGGUAUUUUUUCAACAAAUGCAUAUUACCGGCAUAAGUCUAAUUCAGUCGUAACUCCUAGUCUAAUACUCGUAGAUUCAUUGAGAUUUGAUUCGAUAUUCAGCCCGUGAUUGAUCAUUCGAUAUGUCCGCCAAUCAAACAAACAGCAGAAAUAACAUCGACAAUCAAGAAGAUCGUUUUGUGUACUGGUAUCAAGUGCCUAGUUUGCAAGAAAUAGCGUCACAUGCGGUAACUAAAGCGAUAUGGCUCCACGAUACAGAUGCCCACAUUGUCAAAGAGGAACAAAGUUAUUGUUAUUGUAUCGAUAAGUUCUAUUCCGAAGAUCGCGAUUUUUUUCUGAAACGCUCUCUAAAUCUGAUACAGCAUUUGAAAGUUCCUAGUUGUAUUGAAGAUAUGCUCAGAAAUUUCCUAAGAAACAUUAACCAACAGGCUUUAUCUUGGGGAGAUUAUCUACGUGAAACUACAAUGAAGCACCAAUAUAUUACAAGUGAUUAUGAAAUCCGCCAUAUUGAUCCGAAUUGGUGUGUUUGGUCUUGGAAUGGUGAAAUUGAUUUUCGAAAAAGCAUGAAAAAGAUGCUGGAAUUCGGUGAUCUGACUGAGUAUCAAAAAUUUUUCUUUAUGGCUGAAUUCUGCAUGGAAGAUGAAAUCAAAACAUUCUCAUUGGAUUCGCUUCCCCCCGGAAUCAUUUCAAAAGUGGGUUAUGUUAGCUGCUGCGGAGCUUGUUUCUAUUGGAUUUGUUACCUUAAAAACGAACUCCGUAAAAUACCUGUAGGAAAUCACGGUUCGGUGAACUUGACCAUGGCUGCGUUUUAUUCUAAUUAUACGUUUACCACUGAAUACUUCUGGAAUCGUUCGAAUGACGAUGAUCAAAUUACAAUUGCGAGGGAUUGGAUCCUUAAAGAAAAUGAGCCAGACGUUUGUUUGAGGUACUACACUCUUUUGCAAUGCGUUCUUUCUAAAAUGUCGUGGCAACAGCAACAACGUCUGUUGUCUGGAAGGAACUUCGAAAUCAAAAUCAUAAUCACUUUAGCUGGUUCUCCUUCUACAUCGCAAUGUGCUCUGUGGGCAUGGAGAAAUUCCAAAGAUAAGAUCACUGCAAAACGAUUCAUUGAGCUUAUCAAUCAACUGCUUCGUAAAUAUUACGACCAUUGGGAAACAGCUUCUACAUUAACGAUUUCGUUAUGUGAGAUUUGGGAUACUGCUUCUGAUUAUCAGAGAAAUUAUGCGAUUCAAACAAACUCGGACUAUAUCAUUUGCGAGUCUCUUCAGCAUCGUUGUUUACCAUUCUUACACAAAUUUUUACAUCUUAUGCCCUUGGAGGAUAGAAAAACAUGGAUUUUCAACAGAAGUGAUAGUUACAUUGUUUAUUUGCGUGAGGCUGGCAUUAUAGAUAUUUUUUUGCCACGUUCUGAUGACCAACUGACAUUUAGAAAAUUUGUAGCCGAUUCUGAAAACUUUAGACUGAUUUUACAAUGCUCACUCAUUCAAUUACAUUUUGAUAAAAUUGAUGAAUUAUUCAAAUGUUACGUUUCACCAGAUACAAGUGUAGUUCGAGUACUCAAACAAGAAUUGUUGAUGGAGGAAUCUACUCGAUGUAGGUUCACAUCAUUUAUUACCGAUAUCAACAGAUGGAACAGAUUGAGCACAUUUAUUGACGAAAUUUUCGAAUCUGAUUCAGUAUUAGCGUUGAAGGUGAAGCAACAGUUCAUUACAGCUGUGGCUGUCACCAUUGUUGAGCCUUGGAAGUUCGACAGUUUCAAGAUGGGUUUCGAUAAUUUAGUGAAAAUUGUUGAAAUGACGUUUUCGAACAAUGAACUGAGAACUGUGAAACGUUUGUUUUCUGGUUAUCAUCGCCAGUUACGUGCACGUUGUGAGGAUGCUACGACUAUUGUUGAAAUUACUGUGAAGUUUGACACUGUAUUUCAUUCGAGCUUUCAGCAAUGGUGUUCGAUAGAUGACGACCUAGCUGAUCAGCAACUGUUCGCUCAUUAGUCACUAUACAUACCUAUACAUAUUUUAAGAGAUUAUUGAAUUUUGUAAUAAUUAUAGUAAACUGCUGAAAUGAAAAUAGAAAUAAUGUACCGAUUGACAGUUCAUCUGUAAUAAUAUUAGAGGUUUUGAUUUUUUUCAUUCUGAACAGCUAAUGAAUAAAACCAGAGUUGUUAUUAGAUCAAGUACCUAUACUUGGGCCUAAUUUUUUAUUUUAAUAAAUUGUUUCUCUCGACGCAUUCAGGAAUAAAUUUUUUUGCUUUAGUUAAAUUUUAAAUGUAAUCUAUGUGGUUCCUAAUAGAUCUGUAUAGUGUGUAGUGUGUACCUACCUACCUACCUAUGUAUUAGUUUUAUUCGAAGUCCUUUCCUUCACAACUGUAUUCAUUUGCAAUAAAAAUUUAAAACGAA